Molecule: messenger RNA, 1404 nt
Organism: Perca flavescens (yellow perch)
Lineage: Eukaryota; Metazoa; Chordata; Actinopteri; Perciformes; Percidae
Gene: b3gnt2a
Product: UDP-GlcNAc:betaGal beta-1,3-N-acetylglucosaminyltransferase 2a
Exons: 3
Coding region: 30-1250 (406 amino acids)
Biological process (GO): poly-N-acetyllactosamine biosynthetic process; protein O-linked glycosylation
Cellular component (GO): Golgi membrane
Molecular function (GO): UDP-glycosyltransferase activity; hexosyltransferase activity
Source: RefSeq, a predicted model, not a curated record
AACCGACGUCAUCUCCACACCAGGCACAGAUGCAGAGGGGAGGCAACAUGCCUGUGGCCCGCAGGAAAGUGAGGGUGCUCUGCGCGACGAUGAUGCUCAACGUCGUCAUCUUCUUCCUAGUGGGCGUGUCCUGGAACCUCGGGCAGGACAAAAGCGACCGCCCGAAGGUUCGAAUCCCGUCCAAGAGGUUUUGGCGACAACCGGUGCCAAGCAAAUAUUUCUGGAACAAGGAGCAGCAGCGCCUGGACUUGAUCUACAACCCCAUCAUCAACUCUCUGCCAAGUGACUCUCUCAUCGAGCUGCCUGAUUGGCUGAACGACACGGGGCCAGUCAACCCCUGCGAACCGGACUACAGAGUCGCCACGCAGAUCUCGGACUACAACACCCUGCCGCACCGCUUCCAGGAUUUCCUCCUGCACAUGCGCUGCAGGACGUACCCCAUGCUGAUAAACCAGCCGCAUGUUUGCGACCAGAAACCCUUCCUGCUGCUCGUGGUCAAGUCACUGAUCCCGCACUUCGACCGGCGGCAAGCAAUCCGUGAAACAUGGGGCCGCGCGGGCACCGUAGCCAACCGCACGGUGGCGACGGUGUUCUUGCUGGGCAACGCGUUGCCCGUGGACCACUUCCCCGACCUGCUGGGGAUGCUGGGCCAUGAGGCAAAGCUGCACAAAGACCUCCUCCUGUGGGACUACAGGGACACCUUCUUCAACCUCACCCUGAAGGACGUCCUGUUCCUGGAGUGGUUCAGCCAAAGCUGUCCCCACGCUCGGUACGUCCUCAAGGGAGACGACGAUGUCUUCGUCAACACCUUCCGAAUUAUUGAACUCCUGGAAGGCCUGUCCGACAUCAAGGCCAAGGAUCUGUUCAUAGGUGACGUUAUUAAGGACGCCGGUCCGCAACGAGAUCGGAAACUGAAGUACUUUGUCCCAGAGAGUGUAUUCACGGGGCAUUACCCGGUGUACGCAGGAGGCGGAGGGUAUCUGUACUCUGGGGAGUUGGCGCUACGCCUUCACAACGUUUCUCGGCAGGUAGCGUUGUAUCCCAUUGACGAUGUCUACACAGGGAUGUGUUUGAAAAAGCUGGGCCUGGUUCCGGAGAAUCACAGCGGCUUUAAGACGUUUGACAUCGAGGAGAAGUACAGGAACAACCCGUGCGUCUACAGGGACCUGAUGCUGGUUCACAGCCGCACGCCACAGGACGUGUUGAAGAUCUGGCCGUGGAUUACCCAUCCGGAGCUGGACUGCCAGUGAACACAUUCGUCUUUGUUUGCACUGUUGACUUUGAUUGGGAGGGUGAUUCAGAAUAGAGACAGUGAAAAUGGAAAUGAGGUAUGUGUAAGUGCUUCUUAAAGGUACAUACCGACUUAUUGGGACUUUGUCUUAUUCACCGUGUCCCCUAAAGUUA